This is a messenger RNA of Podospora bellae-mahoneyi, 2668 nucleotides long. RefSeq lists its product as uncharacterized. Gene Ontology annotation, molecular function: zinc ion binding; DNA binding; DNA-binding transcription factor activity, RNA polymerase II-specific. The coding region runs from base 651 to 2237 and encodes 528 amino acids. The transcript is spliced from 5 exons. The record is from RefSeq and is a predicted model, not a curated record. Lineage: Eukaryota; Fungi; Ascomycota; Sordariomycetes; Sordariales; Podosporaceae. Gene Ontology annotation, biological process: regulation of DNA-templated transcription; DNA-templated transcription.
CUGUUCAGAAAGCCUAACGGAUAUCACGGAAAGCUUCGGGCAUCACCAUACACUCGCGGGUGCCACGUUCGAUAUCGAGAUCUGCUUCUCGAUAUUUCUCAUCCAGAUAGCAGCUUUCCGGCCAAUCGGAGGUUAUUCUCUCGCGUUUAUGGCGCUUAAAAAGCCAUGUUUCCUGUUGGCAGAUGUGGUUGAUGUGGCAGAGGGUCGCGGUAGUCGGCUCCCGAGUAGGCGAGUGGCUGAGCCUCGUUAUAGGAGCAAGGGUUGGGACAAGGCCACCUCCCCAUUGGUGGGCUGACAGGAAGGUAGUACCAACAAGCCAAUGAUAGCAACACAUCAGUCCCAAGCCAACGGGUUGCCGUCCGGAAGCCCUGAGAACCGUUUGUGGCUCUGGGUAACUUGCUGCGUUUCGAACCGGGCCUUGUAGGGCAGUCGUGCAGGGCUGGCAACCAUUCCUCCAUCCAUGAUGCACCACUGCCGGAUCCAUCGCGGAUGCUUCCAUCUCUUCGAGGCUGCCUCAAUUGUCUGCUUUGUAUUAAUAACUUCGCGAUGGGGCCGUCUGUCGAAAAUGGCCACACAGGUCAUAUCCGUCGGUAUCCCGUACCCUAUUAUAACUUCGGCGCCGCUUGACUGAUACGUCACAACCCCCAAAUAUGUCGAACGCAUCGUCACCUGUGGCGACGUCCCCUCAACCGGAUGUCCAGAAAGCAUCGAGAGUCUGUCUCAACUGCAAGAGGAAGAAGAAAAAGUGUGACAAAGCGUUGCCGUCGUGCAGUCGUUGUGUCGAAUCAUAUCAAGUCUGCCAGCAUGAGGACGACAUUGUUGCUGGAAAUCCUGUGACGGCUGGGUAUCUGUAUGGAGGAGUGUCUUCGCCGCUUGGGAAUCCGGUCCAGCUUCAUCGACAAUCACCAUUAGCCUGGGGUGGGAGUCUGCGUCCUUCUUUGGUUGCCAGCAUUCGGUCGGCAGAUAAUAUCGACUUGUACGCCCUCCAAUGUGUUAUCGACAUUCUCGAUAGUCGCCAGGGUGUUGAACAGACGGUUUUGGCCUUUUUCGAGGGCCCCAACGCCAGCUGGUUCAGCAUUAUCGAUCGUUCACAUUUCGAGAGGUUACUGGAGGAUUUCUGGACCAGCCCAUCAGCGGAAACAUGUGUUUUGAUACUUUGCAUGUCGCUGAUCUCCCGUCCAACGAUUUCGAGCCCGGGCCCGACACCGAUGGGCGAUACUGUUUAUCAGUCGGCCAAAACACUCUUGAGUUUGGUCCAGAGCCAAAGUAGCCGCCCCAUGUCCACCUCCUUUUUGCAAGCCGAACUCCUAGUCGCCAUGUACGAGUACACUCAGGCUCUACCACAGCAAGCAUAUCUGUCUGUUGGGCGAUGUUUCCAGAUGAGCCGCGCUCUCGGUUGGCAGGAUAAGUCGUACUGGGGCCCAAACAACAUGGCAACUAUACCAAAGAUCCUCAAGCUCCAUUCGAUCCUGUGGUGGGCAAUGGUGUAUAUCGACAACCAUCUUCAUGCUGCAUAUCAGGAGUCCAAGUUCCCCUUGCAUGCUCCCACCCUCGGGCUCGAAUUCGAGAUACCCCAGCCCGAAACUUUCGGUCAAUUUGUGCCGACGCCAUCGCAGCUUCAAAUCCAGAGUGUUGGUGCAGCAUAUUGUGACGGCAACUCUCCCCAUAUCGACGGCAUGGUUUUCCCCGAGGCAACAUCUGCGUUCAAUCUGAACACCGCUCUUAGCCUGCUGGAUAGCCCACUGAUGUUGUCGGAACGCCACGAGGAACUCUCGGAUGCUGUCUGGCAGCACACUCUCGACGUCUUCCAGACUCCGUGGAGUACUGGCGACCGGAGCGGGGCGAUGAGCACCAACUUGAUAGCCAUGCUGAAACUCAUCCAAUCUGGCCUUCUUGCUGGAUCGGCGGGGACCGAUCCGCGCUUUUCCAGCCCUGCUGAGAAUAUGAGGAAGGCUAUCGCGUACCUCCAUAAUGAGGCGGCGAACUUGCCGAGUUUCCAAGAGCGAUUGGCACGGGGGAGGGUGGCUCCUUUCUGGGCUUUUGCGGCGUACUAUGCAUCACUUUUGCUCAUUUCUCAUGGUGAAACGGAGCUCCAAAUGGCGGCGGACUGGCUCCAGAAGGUUAUUGAUUUGAAGAAUAUGCUGCACAUUUGCGCUGGAAGGUGGAAGAUUGCUGAACGUUAUGUUUAUUUGCUCGACCAGCAGCUUGGUGUCCGGCUGGGCACCUAUGUCGGAUGAUUUUCUUUUCGCAUUUUUGGCGUCGUGGGCUAGGAAUAAGAUACCCGUUUUUUGGAGAUUUGGUGUGGUUUUCGGAUUGUGUGCAACGGGGAGAGCUGACAGAGUUCUUUGGUCAUUUUGUGGAUGGCUUGCAUGAAGCGCUCCUCUCUCCCUCGUGAGAUCGAACGGAGGUGUCUGGGUUGGCAGUUUUCGGUACUUUUCUUUCGCUCAUUUGUUGACAAGUCAUUUUCGUUUCUUUUCGUUUUUGGCAUUCGGGCGGGUUGAAAAGCUGCCAAGUUGGAUACUGUCGACUGGUUUUUGUUGUUGAAGGGGUUGGGUUUCUGCUUUGCAUGGUACUUUCCUUGUGUUUGGGGAUGUGAAUUAGAGUUUCCUAGCUUUUUAUCAGCGGCGUCUUCAAAUUGUCUCAAUCAGCCACAGCAUUUAGACCUGUC